Knipowitschia caucasica is the source of this 624-nucleotide messenger RNA. The record is from the annotation of a GenBank genome assembly. NCBI's taxonomy places the organism in Eukaryota, Metazoa, Chordata, Actinopteri, Gobiiformes, Gobiidae.
AUGCGUCAAAGAGUCCAGCUGCAUCUGGAAGCAAAACCCCAGCCAGCUUCAUUUCAGUUUCACAAAAGGUACAGAAGGAGGGUAAAACAGGCAGCUCAAUCCACAAACCAAUUUGAAAUCACAAUGAACCCAGUGUACAGCCCUACACCAACAGGGGUCCCCUUUACCAAUACCAAAGGCAUAGGGUAUCCAGCUGGAUUCCCUGUUGGGUAUGCAGCACCUCCCACAUAUACUCCUGGUGUCUAUCCUGGUGCCAAUCCAGCAUUUCCCAGUGGAUACUCUCCAGGCACUCCUUUUAAAAUGACUUGUUCUCCAAACACUGGGGCCGUGCCGCCUUAUACGUCUACACCAAACCCUUAUCAGGCUGCAAUGUAUCCUGUCAGGAGCACCUACCCCCAACAGAACCCAUACGCACAGGCACUAAUACCAUCACAGCAACAAGGCACUUAUUACACACAGCCACUUUACCAUGGGGAUGGUAGCAGGCACAACUAUGGCCAUGUCAGCAGGAACAUUGUUGACUACUCCUUCACCAGCGCCUGUUGCACCCCACCCAAUGCAAACCUACCGGCCUCCUGGGACCCCCAGCUACAGCUAUGUGCCCCCACAGUGGUGAAGGGGUAG